Myxozyma melibiosi is the source of this 972-nucleotide messenger RNA. RefSeq names its product kinetochore complex Sim4 subunit Fta1-domain-containing protein. NCBI's taxonomy places the organism in Eukaryota, Fungi, Ascomycota, Lipomycetes, Lipomycetales, Lipomycetaceae. The transcript has a single exon. The record is from RefSeq and is a predicted model, not a curated record. The coding region runs from base 14 to 868 and encodes 284 amino acids.
CCCGACUAAACCGAUGGCAGAAAACGAAGGAGCAGAUGAAGAAUUAGCUAUAGAGAGCCUGCUGAGCAGCACGCUGGCGGUGUAUCAGAGCUCGCCAAUCGUGGGAUCCGCACGGCUGCCUAGUCCGGACGAGAGCUCGUGUGCAAAGUACCUGGCAUCGCUGCGGAAGCGGAUGCUACCUUUCCUCGAGCUCGUGAGUGACCGGUAUGAAAACUCCGGGCGAACGACAGGAAUCGGCAGUCAGAGCUGGAGCGCGACAACGACGGAGGAGUUACGCAAAGACGGGCAGAGCGUGGACGUGCACACGGUGAAAUUCCAAGCAUGCAAGUUUGUGAUUCUCGUCUCCCGAGCAGACAACAAUACCGAGAACGACGCGCGGAUCGUCAUAUUUUCGCGUGCGUCACGGCAGCUGCACAGUGUAUUUGCGAAAUGGAUCGAGCUGUAUUUCGACGUCGUGGUCAGGCCUGUGCGGUUUAGCUCGGAGUUUCUGCUGCAGUUCGUGGAUGAUUACGUCGCUAGCUGCUAUCGCGCGGAGGAGAGCACGUCGCUGGAGAUUGAAUUUACGACGGGAAUCGCAGAGGCGAGUCGGAUUACUCUGUCCUUUGACGCCGAAGACGUCCAGCGCUUCGCCAGGUCUGCAGCCGGCGGCGACGACAACGGUCCGACGGCGGUAGCGCGUCUGCUGAACCACGUACAAGCAAGCUCGGCGAUCAAAUUCUCGCAGCUAAAGGCAGGCAGAGUCGCGUGCAAGGGAGGCGUCGUGAGUGCAGAGGGAAAGAUCAAGUUGGUAGCCAGCACGAGUCAGGAAUGGAGAGUAUCCUUUGCUGAGCGCUGGAUUGCGGAGGUGGCGGAGAUUGUUUGGCGGUAGUAUUUGUAUUUUGUAUUAUUUAUUGUAAAGUAGAGCAGGUGUAUUUUAGCAAUCUUUGGAGUCUGGUUUGUUAUGUUUUGAUGUGAAUUCGAGGAAUAUCUGAA